Messenger RNA from Macadamia integrifolia, 1749 nucleotides. RefSeq names its product probable polygalacturonase. The transcript has 6 exons. Lineage: Eukaryota; Viridiplantae; Streptophyta; Magnoliopsida; Proteales; Proteaceae. The coding region runs from base 134 to 1582 and encodes 482 amino acids. Gene Ontology annotation, molecular function: polygalacturonase activity. The record is from RefSeq and is a predicted model, not a curated record. Gene Ontology annotation, biological process: carbohydrate metabolic process.
ACUCACGCAAGGGUAGACUUGUCAGAAAAUUAAUUUUUGUGUAUCCUUCUUCCUUCCGAGUUCCAAAUCUGUGUCUAUAAAUAUCCCUUUCCUUCCUAGAACGACAGCAGAGAACAGAGCUACUUUCCGUCAAAUGGAGAUCAGUCUCAGACAAACUCAAGUAAUGGAGAUACUCUUAGCAUUUGUAGUGGUGGGAUUAUUGAGCUCCAAGGGAGCAGAAUCCAGGAAUCGAAGGGUUUUGGACUCUUUCGAGUACAGUGCCAUAAGUUGCAGAACACACAGUGCUUCAAUAACGGAUUUCGGUGGAGUCGGCGACGGAAUCACAUCGAACACAAAGGCCUUUCAAUCGGCUAUUAAUAGUCUCAGCCAGUACGCUUCAGACGGUGGAGCUCAGCUGUUCGUCCCCGAAGGAAAAUGGCUGACGGGAAGUUUCAAUCUCACCAGUCACUUCACUCUCUAUCUUCACAAAGACGCUGUCCUUCUCGCAUCUCAGGACGUGAGCGAAUGGUCUGUGAUCAAUCCUUUGCCAUCGUACGGUAGAGGAAGAGACGCUGUAGGUGGACGGUAUAUCAGCCUCAUCUUCGGAACAAACCUCACUGACGUCGUAAUUACUGGUGCUAAUGGAACAAUAGACGGUCAGGGUGCGCUGUGGUGGCAAAAAUUUCACGGGAAAAAGUUGAAGUACACUCGGCCCUACCUUAUCGAGAUCCUGCACUCCGAUCUGGUUCAGAUAUCCAAUCUAACGCUCGUCAAUUCUCCAUCCUGGAACGUCCAUCCCGUUUACAGCAGCAACGUUCUAGUGCAAGGGGUUACUAUCAUCGCCCCCAUCACCUCACCAAACACUGAUGGAAUUAAUCCAGAUUCUUGCUCGAAUGUGAAGAUCGAAGACUGCUACAUAAUAUCAGGGGAUGACUGUGUAGCCGUUAAGAGUGGUUGGGACGAAUACGGGAUCGCCUACGGAAUGCCAACCAAGGGACUCAUCAUCAGACGUCUCACCUGCAUCUCUCCAUACAGUGCCGUCAUAGCGUUGGGAAGCGAGAUGUCAGGGGGAAUCCAGGACGUCCGUGCAGAGGACAUCGUAGCCAUCCAUACAGAAUCUGGAGUAAGGAUCAAGACCGCAGUUGGAAGAGGAGGAUACGUGAAGGACAUAUACGUUAAGGGGAUGACAAUGAAGACGAUGAAGUGGGCCUUUUGGAUGACCGGAAACUAUGGGUCCCACGCAGAUACCCACUACGACCCGAAGGCACUUCCUGUAAUAAAAGGCAUCAACUACCGUGACAUGGUGGCGGAGAACGUCACCAUGGCCGGACGGCUAGAAGGAAUCUCCGGCGAUCCUUUCACCGGGAUUUGCAUCUCUAAUGUUACUAUCGCAUUGGCCCCAAAACCCAAGAAGGUGCAAUGGCUCUGCACAGACGUGGAAGGGGUUACCAGCGGUGUUGUUCCACAGCCUUGUGCUCUGUUGCCGGAAAAGAGUGCGGAGUCGCCGGAUGGGAUGACCUCCUGUGCUUUUCCGACUGAUACACUUCCGGUCGACAAUAUGGAGUUCAAAAAAUGCUCUUAUAAAAGAAACUACAUAUUAUGAACUAGUAAUUCAGAAUUGCAGAUUAAGACUUGGGACCUCUGUAAUGUAAUUGUAAUGGUUGUAGUGAUAUACCAUUUCUGUGAAUUGGGAUAGAAGUGUUGAUGGACAAUUUGGAGGAGGAUAUGAAUAGAUCAUGAAUAAUAGGUGUUCAAUUCUUGCUUGAACAA